AUGUCCCAGAUCCUGUGUGAGUGGCUCAACCGGGACGUGAAGCUCUCCCGGCGCAUCGUUCCAGGAUCAUUUCCAGAAGCAUUUUCUACUGGCUACCUCCUAGGAGAACUUCUACACAAAUAUGGUCUUCAGGAUGACUUUAAACAAUUUUCACAGAACAGAGGUGCAGAUGCAAAAAUUAACAAUUUUUCUCGCCUGGAACCCACACUUCACCUCCUUGGUGUGCAAUUUAAUGAGAAUAUGGCCCAAGACAUCAUGACAAGACAGCACGGGGCUGCAACAAAGCUUUUAUAUGAAUUGUAUAUUGCUUUAGAAAAAAAGAGGAAGACAAAGCUCACUGGGCUAGUUGUGGGAGCAAUGAGACCUGCAGCAACUGCAAAGCAUGCAUCUACUGAAAGUGGAAAUCAAGAGCAUUACCUAGGAAGGAGACAAAAUGAAAUAAUGGCCAGGAUUCAAACAGGUGUUAUACAGAUUCAAAAACAACCAUCAAGACCCACCAUAAAAUCUUUAGAAGACAAAAGAUUAUUAAAGAAGAAAAGGGAAGCAGAGAACGUAUACAAGGAGAUAGAAAAGUUUGAGAAGUCUAUGACAGGAAAUGUCUCUGCAGUACAUGGCCAUGUGACUGACAGUGAUAUGCAAACACAGAAGUUUCAAGAAGCAAGUCUAGAAACUAUACCCGAGACAAGAACUGAGCUGUUAAGUAUUUAUUCAGAUGAUGAAUAUUUAAGGAAGAUUCAAAAACGUGUACAGGAAGAUGCAUUCGCUAGAGAGCAACGAGCAAAGAGACGACGAAAAAUGCUACAGGAUCAGUUAGCAGCACAUGAGGCUCAAGAGAAGGUUUACCGGGAGGAGCAGCUCAUUUACAGACUAAUGAGACAAUCUCAGCAUGAGCGAAGGAUUGCUACUCAACUCAUGCACGUUCGACAUGAAAAAGAGGUGAUAAGACAAAAUAGAAUUUUCAGGGAAAAGCAAUAUGAAGAAAGACGACAGAAGGAGUUCCAGGAAGCUCUUGACAGAGAAGCGGCUCUUGCAAAACAAGAAACUAUUGAUAAUGAAGAAAAAAUAACCAGAGAAAGAGAACACCAUGAGAAAAUUGCUGCGGAAAGAGCUCAGGCACGCUAUAAAAAGCAUUAUUCUAUGUGUUGGGAAAUGAUAGGCCAAAUCAUUGAUAUCUCGACAAAAGUAGUAGAAUAUCAACAACUGACGAACAACUGUGUUCCACUAAAACUGAUGCUGGAUUGGAAGGAACUUUUUUUUAAUGGAAAACCAAUAUAUGAACAAGCCUCAAUUCAACCUUUGUCAGAUGAACCUAGCCCAGAACAACUUGUAGAGCUGAGUAAAAUGAGUCUGUUAGAUGAAAAAGAUUAUGGUGAAUACAAGAAUAUGACAGGGGAAUGGAGCCCAACUGAAGAGAACAGUGAAAACAAACCUCCUCUUAAUAAUAACAUAUUGGGUCAUGUGCUUCGUAGACUGAUGGAAAUGUUCUAUCCUCCAAAACCCAAAUCUUCACGUGAAUUUCCUUCAUUUCCCGUCAAGGGAUGUAUUUUGGGAAAAAUAUUUAGUGGAAAAACUACCUGUGCAAAGUUUGUUGAAAAAGUUUGCAAUAUUCAGGUACUAUCUGUUGGUACUCUGGUUCAGGAGGCCAUUGAAGCUUUUCAUAAUAAUGAAAUGAAAAGUGAAUCCAGCAUAAUUUCACAAGAAGCAGAGAGUUCUGGAGAGCAAGAUGAGGCCCAGGAGAGCUUACCAAAUUCAUCACCAAAUCUUCUAGAGGAGUUCCAAACAGAGCCCACAGCUGAACUUACCAUAGACAAUUAUCCUGUUGAAAAGGAUCCAUCCCAGGAUGAAAUCCAGGAAGAAUUUGAAUCCGAUAAGAGUCAGGAUGGCCAAUCUAAGGAUGAAGAAUUUGAAUCUGAUAACAGUCAGGAUGGCCAAUCCAAGCUAUCUGUACGUGCCCAGCUUGGUGCUGCAUCACAGAAAUGGCUGAAGAACGGAAAAAGUGUUCCUGAUGAAUUACUAGUUGACAUCCUAUUGGAAGCCAUUGCCCAGAUACCACCAGAGAAGGGAUGGAUUGUGGAGGGGUUUCCAAUGACAAUUAAUCAGGCAAAGCUAUUUGAAAAAUCCUAUACAGGGAUUGAUGUAGAAGCAAAAGAUCCAAUUUCUGAAAAGCUGUCCCUUGCUAUAGAUCCCAGAGUCCCUAACCAGCCUCCUCCUACCUCACCUGCAUUUGAUGUUUCUAUAUUAUUGGAUAUUUCAGACAGUCUGGUACUGAAACGUGCAGCUAAUGUGAAGUUAGAUGAAAGAAAGGCGUCUCAGGGUGAACAGGGCAGCAAUCAAAAUUCAGAUGCCGAAAUCCUAGAAGAAAAGAUUGGCUUGGCUAGGGAGCAGGUGCUACACAGGAUUUCAGGCUUCCUAAAGACAUGGCCAAAAUUAGAGAAAUGGUUUUCAGUCCAUCAAAACAAUCUAGUGAAAGUAAAUGCAGAGACAGAAGAAAGUCUUGUGUGUGAAACAGUGAAGGAAAUUAUAACAGAAGAAAUUGUGAAAAAUCAGAAUAGAAGGUCUGCAGAAGAAAUACCACCAGAAGAAGAAGAGGUUUUACCAGUUACUGAUGAAGAAGAGGUUUUGCCAGUUGCAGAGGAAGAAGAGGUUUUACCAGUUAAAGAUCAGCCUUCUCCCUUGUCUGAGGCACCACCAGUGAUUGAACCAGGAUCAGAUGAAUGGAUUUAUGUGGAUGAACCACUUCCCCAGGAAAUAAUUGAUUUAUUAGUACCUUACUGGGAAAUGGUCGAAAAUACAUAUAUGAAUACGAUCAAAACUGUACUUAGAUGUCUAAGAGAUGAACAGUACACUAUAAUUCAUUACACAGCAGAUAUUAGAAAGAAUUUUCAAGAUUAUUUGAGACGUCCACAUUUUAUGCAGGAGUUUGUAUCUCAGUGGCAAGCAGAUUUUAAUUCAAUUGCUGAUGAGCUGCAAGACGACGAGGAAACAAAAGCUGAACUACACCAAAGGGUUACUGACUUAAGAGAUCUUCUCUGGGAUAUCUGUAACAGCAGAAGGGAAGAAGCAGAGCGGGAACGUACUGGUAUCAUGAAUGAAGAGUGGCUACCAGAUCGCAGGGGGAUUGCAAUGAACCAUUUCUUUACACUUAUGCAGGUUGAACUGGAUCGUUUCCAAGAUACAAAGAGACUUCUUCAUGACUAUUAUAGGGCAAUGGAAGGAAAAAUCCCAACAGAAGACAAUCAAGAUUUUACUAGACUCCCAUUGUUAGAUAUUAUUAAUGGAGAGCGGAAGGAAGAUCAAGAUGAAUCAAGAAGGAUUCCUCUAGUUUCUUGGAAACUACCUUCACCAGGUAAUACAGAGUCAGAAAAGAGUGGAACUAAGAAGAAGAAUCUUAAGGAUAAUAGUUCUGAAAAUGGAGUGACUACUUGCAGGGAUGAUAAAACCCUUGUUAUUGAUACAUGGCGAACAGCAGUAACAGCAGUAUCAGAUAUGGUAACAGCUGAAAUAGAGUUUAGAGAAAUGGAGGAAGAAAAUGAACGUCAGCUAAAACAGAAAUCUUCGAAAGCUGCACCCAAACAACCAGGCAAAGCGGCUGGGAAAGAUAGCAAAGGUGCCAAAAGUGCAUCUUCCAAAUCACCUCCUAAAAAAAAAGGAGCAAAAGCCACUCCAGCUCCUAUAGAUCCAGAAGAAUUAAGGAAAGAAGAACUGGCAGUUAAAAUAAAGCAAGAAUAUUUCAGUGCCUUGAAACAGGAGGAGGCAGCCACAAAAUCUCGGCUAGAACUUAUAAAAGAAAAAGCUUUAGCAUUUCUUGAGGAUCUAAAAUUUAAAGCAGAAGAUGCUUAUAAAGAUAUGGAAAAGUGGCUUGGAUCCACCUUCUUGGAGGAAAAAUCAAGUGUUGAAAAACUGGUAGAGGUUGCACGACAUCAUAUUGAGAGUUCUAGCAAAAUCCUAUAUGAAAUUACUUUAGAAGGAACAGAUUUUUUCAUCAAUAGCGAUGUAAAAAUGGUUCCUGACCCUGUUCCUGACCCUGAUCCUCCACCAGAAUUUCAACGCAUAGAAACCUCUGGAAGCAGUACUCUAACUAUUUCACAACUUACUACACUUCAUAAGCAGUUUCUACAGCUGGCGCCUAAAGGUUUUAUAUCAAAGAAAGUAUUUAUUGAAAGUGUUAGUGGCUUGGUUAAUUUGAAUCUUGGAAAAAAUUGCUACCCUGAUGCAUGGAAGAACUUAACAUUUGCAGAUUUAGAAAAUCUGGCAUCUGAAUUCACAGUGAACUCACAACUUACUGACUGGCGCAGAUUCUUGCUGGCAGCAGCUCAGCCUUGGCCAGUGCCGUCUGUGACACAACUCCUCCAAACACUGCAUGUCUUCAAGUCUGGUGAUGUCACUGGAUCAGGCUUCAUUACACGGGAACACUAUUUACAGGUUGGCUUAUGGUUUAAUGGAAAUGAAGAUCUAAGCAUAACAGAAAGUUGUGAAGAACCUGUGUCUUUAGAAAGGCUAAAACACCUCAUAGAGUUUUUCUUCCAUUUAUUUGCGGAUUCCAAAAAAGACCCUGCUCUGCUGGACUAUACUGAGAUGCUGCUUUAUUUCGCCUCCCACUCUGAUCCAGUUGAAGGUGUAUACAGAGCACUUAGCAUUGUUACUGGAGCAUAUAUUCACAGAAAAAAGAAAGCUUCCCUUCCACGUGUGGAUUCUUCAAGCCCCAACAUAAUGUCAAAUGAAAAGACUUUAAUCGAGGAUGAAAAAGAAGUCUUGAAUUGCACAGGAGAAGGAAUUAUUUCAGUGGCAUCUCUACUCAAAGUGUUUCAUACUAGAGGAAGUAAAGAUGAAGAUUAUCAUAGAUUUAGCUGUCUGGAGAAGGCAGACAGCUAUGAUAAGCAUUUCAUCAAGAUGUACCAAGAAUUAGGUGCUGAAGAUCUGGCACCCAUUGCGUUUGAACUCCUUUUGAAGCAUCCUUUCAUGGAAGAGUUGAUUAACACAUGUCAAGAAUACAAACUUCCUGAUAUAAAAGUCUUUCUCCAAGGAUCCAAAGAAGCACAAUCAACUGUUGGGGAGCAAAACACAUGUGAAGACAUAAAUGUAUGAAAAAAUACUGUUUAUGAACAUUAAGAAAUCUUUUUUCUCAAAGUCUGUAAAAAGUGUGUCUUACAGGUCCAGUCCUCUCUUCCAUGAAAAAAGUUUUUUGUUUAUUGUUGCAAGAGCAAAAUCCCAUUCCAACUACACAUUUUCUGUUACUUUUAAAUUAAAAAACUCAAAACAACAAAACCAAAAAAAGGGAAACUUAUGGUUUGCUCAUCUUAU
Molecule: messenger RNA, 5301 nt
Organism: Haemorhous mexicanus (house finch)
Lineage: Eukaryota; Metazoa; Chordata; Aves; Passeriformes; Fringillidae
Gene: SPEF2
Product: sperm flagellar 2
Exons: 34
Coding region: 1-5085 (1694 amino acids)
Biological process (GO): sperm axoneme assembly
Cellular component (GO): manchette; sperm midpiece
Molecular function (GO): protein binding
Source: RefSeq, a predicted model, not a curated record